AUGACGCUCGCUGAGGAGUUCAAGUCGAGGAAUUUCAGUAUCUACGGUCAAUGGACCGGAGUGCUGUGCAUAUUCCUAUGCUUCGCCCUCGGCAUCGCAAACAUCUUCCACGCCAACUUUGUGAUCGCAUUCAGCAUUGUAUGCUUAGUUUGUUCCUUCAUCAUUAUAUUCAUCGAGAUACCCCUCUUGCUGCGCAUCUGUCCGACGUCGUCGACCUUUGACAACUUUAUCCGCAAAUUCAGCUCCAACUACAUGCGCGCGGUCAUCUACUUUGUCAUGAGUGCGAUACAAUGGAUCAGUAUCUGGCCCAUGGCGACAAGCUUAAUUGUCGCUGCCAUCUUCUUGCUAAUCGCUUCCAUGUUCUAUGCACUUGCUGGAUUCAAGGGGCAGCAAUUCCAGGGCAGCAAAACCCUAGGUGGACAGGGCGUCGCACAAAUGAUCAUCUAA
This is a messenger RNA of Plenodomus lingam JN3, 447 nucleotides long. RefSeq names its product Golgi apparatus membrane protein tvp18 (gene TVP18). Lineage: Eukaryota; Fungi; Ascomycota; Dothideomycetes; Pleosporales; Leptosphaeriaceae. The record is from RefSeq and is a predicted model, not a curated record. Gene Ontology annotation, biological process: vesicle-mediated transport. Gene Ontology annotation, cellular component: Golgi membrane.